Wasmannia auropunctata (little fire ant) is the source of this 2244-nucleotide messenger RNA. RefSeq names its product heparan-alpha-glucosaminide N-acetyltransferase-like. Bases 176 to 1900 code for a protein of 574 amino acids. The record is from RefSeq and is a predicted model, not a curated record. The transcript has 12 exons. Lineage: Eukaryota; Metazoa; Arthropoda; Insecta; Hymenoptera; Formicidae.
UUCGAAGAACAAGUUUCCAACCUCGUUCCCGAUCUCGAGUGACCCGAGUGUCUUGCUACCUGCACCUGGGAGCGUCUCGCUGUCCCCUCGUAUUGUCUGUUAUGCGAUCGUGGUAGGCAGUGGCACUUGUACUAGAAGAUCUUGAUUUUGGUGGCUCAACUGUGGUCGCAGCAAAAUGACUGUCACAAAUCAACGUGUUGCGGUCAAUCCUUGUCUCGACGCUAAUGCGUCACUUGGAAUAGAUGAGGCCUGUUUUAGCAUUUUGAACAAGAAUAAUAGAUCUGUCGAAUUAUAUUCUCAGUUGUCGGACUGCUUCCUCUGCAAAUAUGUAUCACUGGCUACUUUACCAGCGGAAGAAAACACUACUUUAGUUGUACCUACGAAAUUUCCUAUGAACGUAUUUUACAUGCUAAAUAACCAAAGUUAUUGUUCCCAAAUGUUCAAUUUUAAAGAGCAUGGAAGUUAUGGGUGGAAUAUUUCUGCGAAAGAAGAUUGCUCGAUUUAUACGAUUCGUGAAUCAAUAAACAGUUACCUUCCGAUAUUUGCGGCUUUCAUGGUAUACGUUCUGUUAACGAUUUUAUUCGCCACCGCCAAAGUCAUCGUGCGUGUGGUGAAGGGAAAAUUGUCACCGGACAAUGUACGCGAUGAUCUGGACAAUCUUCAAGAAGCGGAGGCGCCGAAUCUCAUAGUCAGGACAAACAGAUCUAGCACCAGGAUCCAUUCGGUCGAUACGUUCCGAGGGAUUGCGAUAUUACUGAUGAUAUUUGUCAAUAACGGCGGUGGCAAGUACGUGUUUUUCAAUCACAGCGCGUGGGACGGUCUGACGGUGGCCGACUUAGUAUUACCUUGGUUUGCGUGGAUCAUGGGAUUGUCGAUCACUAUAUCGAAACGAUCGGAGCUCCGUGUGGCGAACUCGCGCUGCAAGAUUAUCCUGCGUUGCCUGCAACGCGCGAUUAUCCUCGUGCUGCUCGGACUGAUGCUGAACUCGUUUCACAGCGCGUCGAAGUCCGGCUACAGCCUAAAGGAUCUCCGAUUCCCGGGCGUUCUUCAGCUGCUGGCCGUGUCGUACUUCGUAUGCGCCACCAUCGAGACGAUAUUUUUGAGGACACAUUCUCAGGACGGCGUGUUACAGUUCGGUCGAUUUACAAUCCUGCGGGAUAUCUUGAACAAUUGGGCGCAGUGGUUGAUCAUUUUAGCGAUUACGACGACGCACACCCUGAUCAUGUUCUACCUGCCCGUCCCGAAUUGUCCGACGGGAUACUUGGGACCCGGUGGUUACGCUAAUAAUGGAACCCUCCCGAACUGUACCGGAGGCGCAGCCGGUUACAUAGACAGGCUCGUGUUUGGCAGUCAUAUGUACGCUAGAACAAAAGAUCCGGUAUACGGCACUAUUUUACCCCACGAUCCCGAAGGAAUAAUGAGCACGAUUUCUAUAAUACUUGUUGUGUACAUGGGUGUUCAUGCUGGAAAGAUCUUAUUAAUGUAUUACCAAUGCAAUGCUAAAGUGACACGCUGGUUGCUGUGGUCAUUCGUCAUCGGUCUUAUUGCUGGAAUAUUAUGCAAAUUUCAAAAAGAGUUUGGACUGAUACCAGUCAACAAGAGAAUGAUGUCGCUCUCAUUUAACUUGACAGUAUCCUGUUUUGCAUUUUUAUUAUACGCGCUCUUACAUUUCCUUAUCGAUCAUAAACAAUAUUGGAGCGGCGCACCAUUCAUCUACGCAGGCUUGAACCCAAUUACUCUCUAUGUUGGGCAUACUAUUACCACGGGCUUAUUUCCGUGGGCUUGGAAACUGUCGCAUCCUACGCAUUGGUCAUAUCUCGCUAUGAAUUUGUGGACUACAACUUUAUGGGGUGUUAUCGCAUAUUGGUUGUAUUUAAAAGACAUUAUUAUAUCCGUUUAAAAAUGUUUAAAAAUGUCAGAGGCGUUAUUAAUGAUUUCAUCGUAAGACGUUACGAUCCUGCGUGCGAGGGAUCAAGUAAAUUUUGUUACAGAUUGCUACGCUUGCAAUACUUUUUUUUUUAGUUUAGAUAUAUAUACGAUAUUUAUGAGACUGCGAUUUACGAAAGCGAAUAAUUCUCGAAUAAAUGUGAUAAGAGAAACGAAAGAGAAGGUAGUUUUGACGUUAUACAAGUAAUCAUCGCUCAUUGACAAAUGUAAAACUAUACAAAUAACGCAAUUUUCACUUUAAUUAUUAAUCAUUUUGUCAUGUAUUAACUUUAUAAAUAAAACUUUUAUAACAUUUAA